Molecule: messenger RNA, 2906 nt
Organism: Trematosphaeria pertusa
Lineage: Eukaryota; Fungi; Ascomycota; Dothideomycetes; Pleosporales; Trematosphaeriaceae
Product: PLP-dependent transferase
Exons: 2
Coding region: 108-2606 (832 amino acids)
Biological process (GO): Mo-molybdopterin cofactor biosynthetic process
Molecular function (GO): pyridoxal phosphate binding; molybdenum cofactor sulfurtransferase activity; molybdenum ion binding
Source: RefSeq, a predicted model, not a curated record
UCGCAAAGCACCAAGCUCACAGGUCAAUGGGACUCUUCAUACAAUCUUCUUGCCCUUCCUUCAAGGACUGUGGAUAGAGUUAAGCAGGUAAUAUCUAUAACAGCACCAUGGGAGAAGCCGAGCGCAUCAGCUAUGACAAAGCUAUCGAGGAGCUUCGCCUCCAAGAGUACCCUAUGCUUCAAGGCACUACAUACCUUGAUCAUGCCGGAACCACCCUCUACGCUAAAUCUCUCAUCGAUCGCUUCUCCGCCGACAUGAUCUCCAAUCUCUAUGGGAAUCCGCACUCCGCUUCGAACUCGUCGCAAUUGACUACACGACGUGUUGAAGACAUUAGGCUGCGGCUUCUGUCGCUUUUCAAUGCAGACCCCGCUGAGUUUGACGUGGUCUUUGUGGCCAACGCCACCGCCGGGAUUAAGCUAGUUAUGGACGCAUUCCGAGAUCAUGAAGAGGGUUAUUGGUAUGGAUACCAUAGGGAUGCACACACGAGCUUGAUCGGUGUGCGCGAGAGCGCCGCAUCACACCGCUGUUUUGCAUCAGAUGCAGAGGUCAAUAAAUGGAUAGAAGAAGGGGGGCGUGGAGUCAUACGACCGAGUCUUUUUGCCUAUCCAGCGCAAUCCAACAUGAACGGGCGACGUCUACCUCUCAAUUGGUCACGCCGCAUUCGAACAAACAAACAAGGCCCGGUUUACACGCUGUUGGACGCCGCCGCCUUUGUGUCCACCUCGCCGCUUGACCUUAGCGAUUCCGAGAGUGCGCCUGACUUCACCGUGCUGAGCCUGUACAAGAUGUUUGGCUUCCCUGACCUCGGGGCUUUGAUCGUGCGGCAAGCCUCCAGCUCAGUGUUCGAUAAGCGCCGUUACUUUGGGGGAGGAACUGUAGAAAUGGUGGUCUGCUUGACGGAGCAGUGGCACGCGAAGAAGUCCGAUAGCCUUCACGAGAGGCUUGAGGAUGGGACUCUGCCUAUCCACAGCAUUAUGGCUCUAGACACUGCAAUGAGCGUGCAUCAAGAGCUGUACACCUCAUUGGAACAAGUGUCCAGGCACACGGCAUUCCUGGCCGCCAGACUAUUCCAGGAGCUAUCUGAAUUACGACACGGAAAUGGCAGCAGCGUCUGCCAGGUGUACAAAGGCGCAACUUCCGUCUACGGUGAUUCGAGGACCCAAGGACCAAUUGUAGCUUUUAACCUACGGAACCAAUGCGGCGGCUGGGUUAGCAAUGCAGAGGUUGAAAAAGUUGCGGCGGUUAAGAGCUUCCAGCUUCGCACCGGCGGGCUUUGCAACCCAGGUGGUGUGGCAUCCUCCCUCGGGUUAGCGCCCUGGGAGAUGAGGGAGAACUUUUCGGCGGGUCAGCGAUGCGGGAACGACAACGAUAUCAUUCGGGCAAAGCCCACGGGCAUGAUCCGUGUCAGUCUCGGGGCUAUGAGCACAUUGCACGAUGUAACCUCAUUUGUGGAUUUCGUGCGCGAAUUCUUCGUGCAGGAAACCCCGCCUCUGAUGGCGCUACCAGUUACGUCUUCAUAUAUCGAGCCACCAACACCAUGUCGUCUGCACGUGGAGAGCUUGUCUAUCUAUCCUAUAAAGAGCUGUGCGGCGUACAGCGUGCCGCCCGGCAAAGCCUGGGAAGUGCGGCGGGAAGGACUUGCGUGGGACCGCGAAUGGUGUCUCGUUCAUCAGGGGACUGGAGCAGCAUUAAGCCAAAAGCGCUAUCCAAAGAUGACCCUCAUUCGUCCAAGCAUCGAUAUGGAAGAGGGGCUUCUACACGUACGUUUAGCAGGCUGUUUGCGAGACACGACUUUUGGGAACGAGAUCACCAUCCCCCUCUCAGCCGAUCCGAGAAUGUUUUCAAACGAAGCAAUCUACAAGGUCGCCAACGCCAAAGUUUGUGGAGACGCCAUAAGGGCGAAGACUUACAGGUCGAGUGAGAUAUCAUCCUUCUUCAGCCAGGCUCUCGGGGUGGCUUGUCAUCUCGCCCGCUUCCCAGCUGUCGGUAGCGGGAGUGGCUCGUUGGCUUCUUCGAGGCAUACGAAGCCUCAUCUGCAGAAGAGUUCGACGGGCAGCAUGCACAUUCCCGGCGCUUUCCCAGAUACGAAGCCGCUCAUACCGGGUACAACGGUUUCGAAACCGAUUCUUCUAUCAAAUGAGAGCCCGAUUCUUACUAUUUCGAGAUCAAGCCUCAACCGCAUCAACGAACUAAUCAAAGCUGAGGGCGGUAAGGCGGCGCAAGCAGAGGUGUUCAGAGCCAACAUCGUCGUUGCCGAGAACCCACGCUACCCGCCUGGGGCAGAGCAACCCUACGCGGAAGACGACUGGCGCUAUGUCCAGAUCGGCCAACAGUAUUUCGAAAUGCUGGGGCCGUGCCGCCGAUGCCAAAUGGUUUGCGUGGAUCAGCAUACUGCUGAGCGGAAUCAGGAACCGUUCGUCACGCUCUCCAAGACGAGGAGGUUUGACGGCCGAGUCUACUUCGGUGAGCACACAUGCCAUCUGCCCAUGGAUGACCCCGCAUCGCCGUUGGUGCAGAAUCCUACCAUCUCCGUAGGCGACUCCGUCCGCCCGUACCUUGACGACGGAGUGGACGAAGACCCAAUUCUGAGCGCUCUUGUCACUUGACAGAGCGUCUAUGCAUUCCUGUCUCAGGUGUUCAUCUCCGUUCACGAGCUUCUAAACAUAGCUGCUCUUCCUCUUUCGAGGGGCAUUGCAUGCUGUGCCCCAUUCUCACCUCGAGAAAUUCUCCGCGCGUGGGAUUCACAUCGCGUGCAGCACCUCGCAGCAAUUGGCCCCUCCAGGGCCACGGCACGACAGCUCUGACAGAGAAAGGCUACCCCAGAAACGGAGUUGACACAGUGCGACGCCUCAUAUGGCUGAAGCAUCGGGAACACGCACUGGACUUUGAACGGUCAGGUGGUAAGC